UGUGAUAAGUGGUAUUAGUCUUACGUUUCUCCCAUAACAGGAACGGAGUCUUUCUUUUGCCAUCCUGAUCUCAAGCCUCUCUCAUCUUCAUUAUGUUUACUUGUCUUGGGGCAGGUUCCCAUGAUAAUUUCUUGCCAGCAGUGCAUGGACAUAUAUUAAGAUAUCUAAAGCUUUAUUCAUAAUUGAUUUUGACAUAAUAAAGUGAAAGUUUAAAAAAAGGAUUCUUUUUAUGAUAAAACUUAGAAAAUACCACCAGUCUAAAAUCAAAUAUUAAGGUGUAAAUUCAAAAGAAAAUAAAUAUCUGGUUGAUAAUUUGAAUGGCGCUCCCUAGGAUUUUGGCAGAGCAUGGUGGUUCACUACAGUAUCUUUAACAGCAGCAGAUUUGGACAAAUAUUUAAACUCUGUGUGUACCUUUUCCUCAUCUGUACAGUUAAAUUCAUGGAAGUGACUGCCUGAUAGAUUUGUGAAGAAUGAAGAAGUGAUCACAUGUGAUCCAAUGAUUAAUUUAACAUUUGAAGUCCUCUUUAAAUGUUAUACAUGCAACCCUUGAAAUACUGCUACUAUCAGAAAAACAUUCAGUAAAUGGUUUCCAGUGGGAACUAAUGGUAAGUGGAGAAUAUUGGAUUCAGCUGACACUAUAUGUGUAGCUUGUGCCUUGUGUUCCCAUGCAGGACAUUCUAACUGACAAGACAGACACCAGGGACGAGUAUCUGAGAGGAUGGAUAGCAGGAAAUUGACUUUAAAUGUGAUCAUCUUAGUGCAGACUGUGGUUGGAAUCCUGGGGAAUUUCUCACUUCUUUGCCAUUAUAUCAUCCUGUACAUCACUGGCUACAGGUUAAGGUCCACAGAUUUGAUAAUUAAGCACCUGACUGUAGCCAACUUCCUUACCCUUCUCUGUAAAGGCGUCCCCCACACAAUGAUGGCGUUUGGGUGGAAACAUUUCUCCAGUGAUGCUGGAUGCAAACUAUUUCUGUUUCUUCACAGAGUGGGGAGGGGAGUGUCCAUUGGUAGCAUCUGCCUCUUGAGUGUCUUUCGGGUGAUCAUGGUCAGUCCCAGGAAUUCCAGGUGGGCAGAGCUUAAAGUAAAAGGUCCCAAGUACAUUGUUCCCUCUAUUCUCCUAUGUUGGAUUUUGCAAAUGUUGUUAAAUAUCAUUUUCCUUAUCUACAUACGUGGUGUACGGAGUGACACAAACAUCACAAACAUCAAGGAUUUUGGAUACUGUUCUUCCAUUCGUCAUGACAAAACCAGAGAUGCCCUAUUUGCAGCAUUGCUUUUGUUCCCUGAUGUUUCAUGUUUGGGGCUCAUGCUCUGGGCCAGUGGCUUCAUGAUUUUCAUCCUGCACAGGCACAAGCAGGAGGUCCAACACAUUCAUAGGACCAGUGCCUCCCAUAGAUUCUCUCCUGAGUCUAAAGCUACUAAAACCAUUCUUCUUCUGGUGACCACUUUCGUCUACUUCUACACUCUUUCCUCCAUCUUUCAAAUUGUUUUGUCUCUUUUGGACAAUCCCAGCUGGUUCCUUGUGACCAUCGCUACAGUCAUGAGUGCAUGCUUCCCGGCUGUCAGCCCCUUUGUGCUCAUCAGCCGUGACUCCAGUGUACACAGCCUCUACUUUGCCUGGAUAAGGAAUGUAAAACCCCUUUUUUAAUGAGUAAUAUGUAAAUUUCAUUUAUGUCCAUAAUGUAGCAUUGUCAAAUAUUUGAUCAAUUCAUUCAUCCUCUGACACCUAAUUAAGCUAUUGGAUCUGAAGAAAAUCACAUACCGGAAAUGCUGAGCAUCUCCUUGAAAAUGAACAAUUGUAAUAGUAUUGACAUGAAAUGUAAGUAUCUUCUAGUUAAUUGUGUCAUUGAAGUUUUUCAAAUUCUUGUAGAAAAGGAGUUUAGAAUUUAUGGAAUAAUAAAUACCAGAUCUUGAAGUGAUCUGCAUAAUACAAAGUCUUCCAAGUGUGUAGCUUUCAAUCUAA
This is a messenger RNA of Camelus dromedarius (Arabian camel), 1960 nucleotides long. RefSeq names its product vomeronasal type-1 receptor 4-like. Gene Ontology annotation, cellular component: membrane. The transcript has a single exon. The record is from RefSeq and is a predicted model, not a curated record. Gene Ontology annotation, molecular function: pheromone receptor activity. Gene Ontology annotation, biological process: G protein-coupled receptor signaling pathway. NCBI's taxonomy places the organism in Eukaryota, Metazoa, Chordata, Mammalia, Artiodactyla, Camelidae. Bases 719 to 1645 code for a protein of 308 amino acids.